AUGUUGGACGAUCCCUCUGUCAAGUACAGAGCUUUCAAGCCAUUAAACCUGCCGGACAGGCAAUGGCCAAGCCGACAGAUCACCGAAGCUCCCAGAUGGCUAUCUUCGGAUCUCAGAGAUGGCAAUCAGGCACUCGUCAAUCCUAUGACGGUAGAACAAAAGACACGCUUCUUCCAGCUCCUCGUCAAAGUGGGCUUCAAAGAGGUGGAAGUAGCCUAUCCUGCUGCAUCAGAGACCGACUUUGGCUUUGUGAGAUCGAUCAUCGAAAAAAAGUUGGGCGAGAAAGAGGGCGUAUGGUUGCAAGUUCUCUCGCCUGCUCGAGAAGACUUGAUACAUCGCACCUUCCAAAGCGUCAAGGGUGCCAAGCGAGCCAUCUUCCACAUGUAUAACGCCACUUCCCCCUUGUUCCGCUCGGUCGUCUUCAACAACGACAAGCAAGCUACAAUUGAUCUGGCGACGCGACAUGUCACUUACCUACGCAGUCUCGUCGACGCCGACGAGGCCGAGUCACGGCAAAAAGGCGUUCAAGGAACUGAUUGGCAGUUCGAGUAUAGCCCAGAGACGUUUACGCAGACCGAAGAGGACUUUGCAGUCGAGAUAUGCAAUGCCGUCCAGGCAGAAUGGUAUAAGGGACGAGAUCGCUCGAAGAUGAAUCCUAUCAUCUUCAAUCUGCCUGCAACAGUCGAAGUCGCCACUCCCAAUCACUAUGCAGAUCAGAUCGAAUACUUUUGCAGGCAUAUCCAUAACCGCGACCAUGUCGUUAUAUCCUUACAUACGCACAAUGACCGAGGGACGGGCAUUGCUGCAACAGAGCUCGGGCUCAUGGCCGGCGGUCAACGCGUCGAGGGCUGUCUGUUCGGUAAUGGCGAACGGACAGGCAAUGUCGAUAUCGUCAACCUCGCUCUCAAUCUGUAUACGCAAGGCGUCAGACCCGAACUAGACUUUUCGGACAUCUACUCUGUCAUCGAGACUGUCACAAAGUGCAACGAUUUGCCAGUUCAUCCGAGGCAUCCUUACGCUGGAGAUCUCGUCUUCACUGCCUUUUCUGGCAGUCAUCAAGACGCUAUCAAGAAGGGCUUUGCGAAAUCAAAGGCAACAGGCGCACACCUCUGGAACAUUCCCUAUCUACCCGUUGAUCCUGCGGAUAUUGGACAGAAUUAUGAAGCUGUCAUCCGAGUCAACUCCCAGUCUGGCAAGGGAGGCGUCGCCUACCUCGUCCAACAGUCACUGCAGCUUGACCUGCCAAGGCGAAUGCAGAUUGCGUUCUACCAAGUCAUCCAGGAAGUCGCAGACCGAACGGGCAAGGAAAUGACUACAGAAGACAUCGAGAAGAGUUUCAGAGCGACGUAUCAUCUCGGCGAGGGCUACGAGGGCAGGUUUAUCUUGGUCGACUACACGCUGGACAAUGUCAGCUCGAGCUUCAGUACUUCGCCAAAAUCUGCAUCGCCUGUUGGACCCAGAUCUGGUCUGAGCGAUCUGAUCAAAGCGAGCUCAAAGAAGCAAAGGGGUCUGUCGGGCAUCAUUCUCGAUAGAGGACGGGAGGUCAAGGUCCGAGGAGUGGGCAACGGUGCCGUGUCCGCCUUAUUGGAUGCCCUCAAGAUCCACUUCAAUCUCAGCGUGUCCAUCAAAGAGUACGCAGAGCAUGGCAUUGGCGAGGGCACUCAUGUGCAAGCUGCCUCAUAUGUCGAACUGCUUGACUCGACCGGCAAGACCUCUUGGGGCGUAGGCGUCGAUGAAGAUGCAGCUGCGGCAUCGCUGUUGGCCGUCUUGUCCGCCGCCAGUGGCAUCACAGCCGACGUCAGUGAUAUUGCGAGCGAGGUUCAGGAUGCGCUCGAGAAUACCCAUCUGACGACGACGGGUGUGCCCAUUGCGAGUUCCAACAAGUGAUACAUGAUGUGAUUGCAUAAUUGCACAAGCAACAUGACAUUUGCAGACUGAGCAUCAACUCGUUGCGACUUCCGUAUAGUCCGCUGUGCUGCUCGAAUCAAAGAGUCUCCGACAGCUUUCGAGAUCGAGACCUCUAGUCUCUGGCAGCAGCAGGUACACGAAGAUGAGAGCACAGAUGGUCAACAGGCCGAACAGGAAGAAUGCGCCUGCUGGACUGAUGGCAGCCGUCAGAUGCAAGAACGUCGAAGCGACGACGAAAUUGGCGAUCCACUGCGGAUUUCAUGAGGAUCUUUCUGCGCAUUUUGCGAGAAAAGGCCCACAUUUGUGGCUGUGGCUAGCGAAUUAGCAAGCGCUCUGACAUCGUAAGCGAAGAUCUCGCUCUGUACGAGCCAUGGGAUGUUGCCCAGA
Mixia osmundae IAM 14324 is the source of this 2295-nucleotide messenger RNA. RefSeq lists its product as uncharacterized. Gene Ontology annotation, molecular function: 2-isopropylmalate synthase activity. The transcript is spliced from 4 exons. NCBI's taxonomy places the organism in Eukaryota, Fungi, Basidiomycota, Mixiomycetes, Mixiales, Mixiaceae. The coding region runs from base 1 to 1887 and encodes 628 amino acids. Gene Ontology annotation, cellular component: mitochondrion. Gene Ontology annotation, biological process: L-leucine biosynthetic process. The record is from RefSeq and is a predicted model, not a curated record.